GCAGCCCAAGCCAUAGCAGAAGAAAGAAGAAGCCAAAGUGGCAUUAGCCCUCUUGCAGUCCAGACCUCAAUAAAGACAGCAACUAAACCAGUGAUAGAUGGUUCCAUGCUAAGAACAGAAGAAAGGCAAAGACUGGCCAGGGAGCGUAGAGAAGAGCGGGAAAAGCAACAUGCUGCCAAAGAGACACAAAUCCUUGAAAAGGAGAGAAAAGCAAAACUCCAGUAUGAAAAACAGUUAGAAGAAAGGCAGAGAAAGCUAAAAGAAAUGAAGCAAAAAGAGGAACAACGGAGGGCAGCAGUGGAAGAAAAGAGGAAACAAAAAAUAGAGGAGGAAAAGGAGCGCUAUGAAGCAGUUCUGCAUCGCACCUUGGAACGGAAUCAGCGGCUGGAAACACGACAGAAGAGAUGGUCAUGGGGGGGGUCUGUAACUCCAGACUCAGAAGGCAAAACAGAACAACAGAGCGCAGAUGAAGGUGGAACUGGUGCCAGCAAACGCUCGCCCUCCACAGCCAACCUCAAACAGGCAGAGGCUGCUGUGAGCAAAUGCCUGCCGUCAUCUGCAGCUCUUUCAAAUGCCUCAGAUCGAAGUACCACAAAGAGAAGUGCCUCAUUAAACAGACUGAAUAACAAAGUCCCUCCACAUUCCCAGCAAUCAGCACCCAAAGGUUCGCAGGUGGAACAGAAAGGAGGAAAUGAAAAGAAGAGGAGCACAUCUUUGAGUAGAAUGAGUAGUAAACCCCAAUCCUCUCCAGAGCUAGAAAAAGUGAAAAAGGAAGAAAAACCAGCUUCAGCCAGUUCCAUCAAUUCCCCAGUCCCAGCUCCUAAAGUGCCGGUGCGCAGCCGUAGCAUCGACAGGUUGAAGUCCUCUGUGUCUUCAUCUGAUGCAAGUUCACCUGACUCAACCCAGAAAUCAGAGACAGAAAAACCAUCUCCAGGUUCUGGUUUGAGGCGCCCUCCCUCACCAUCCUUGUCUGCCCGUAGAAGAUCCCCCUCUCCUGCUAAUUUGGUGAAGCGUCCUCCAUCCCCUUCUGCAGUUAGGCAGAAGACUCGCCCACCUUCACCUGGUGUGUCGAAACAAAGGCCACCAUCUCCUACACCAGUCUCUAAGUCAGCACCCAUCCAGCGUCCAUCUCUCACACCAGGUGUUAUAAACAUUACCAAAAAGAAAACUGAAGCAGAGAGCAAACCAAAGGAUAAGAGCACAGAAGGAAUAGGACAAGAGCAAGGUGCUUCCCCAGCCUUGGAGAGGGAUGCAGGAGCAGCUAGCACAAAGACCAAAGAAGAAUCAGGUAGCAAAACAGUAGCAGGGACCACCACAGCUGAAGAAGCUGCUAAAAUCUUGACCGAGAAACGACGUCUGGCACGGGAGCAAAGGGAGCGUGAAGACCAAGAAAGAAUUCAGAGACAAGAAGAAGAAAGAAUCAGAGAAGAAGAGAUGGCCAGGAGAGCAACUGAGGAAAAAGCACGACAGGAGGAGGAGCUCCGGAAGCAGGAGGAGGAAAAGAGACUGAUUUAUGAAGAGCAGCAACGACAAGCUGAAGAGGAGAGGAUCCGCCGGGAACAGGAGGAGCAGGAAAAACUCGCAGAGCUUCAACAGCAGAGAGAAGAAGCUGAAGCAAAAGCUCAAGAAGAAGCUGAAAGACAGCGACUGGAAAGAGAGAGGAUUAUGCAGCAAAAUAUGCAGGAAAGGCUUGAAAGAAAAAAGAGAAUCGAAGAAAUAAUGAAAAGAACACGAAAAUCGGAUCAAAACGAAUCCAAGUUGCAGAAUGAAGGGAAGUCUACCUUGGAGGUGAUGGAGGGAGAGGAUAUUGAAGAGGAGGAAGAGUUAGGACUUGAGAAGACUGACCAACCAGGAAAGCUAAAUGGUGUUGACUUGCUCCAGGAAGUCAAAGGGGAGGCAGAGGAUUGUUUAGAGACUGCACAGGGCAUGAUCUCUGCAGAAUCUGAGGCACAAACUGAGUCAGAGUUGAAGGCCAGUGAAGUGUUCAUGAAUGGAAGUGACUUGAAAAGUGACGAGGGGUCUCUGUCUGUUACUGAACUAAAGGAUUCCAGCCAUCCUGCAGAAGAAAUGGUUAUCGAUGACUCGGGGAAGCUGGAUGUUCAUGAAGCUGAUCACACAAUUGAACUUAUUCAGAAUCUUAAUGGAAAAUCUGGUUCGUGGACUUUUGAGGAGUUCAUUGACGUUGGAGUGCAUUCCAAGUCAACCAAACUGAGCUCAGACAGCAUCUCUGCUGGUAACUGUAAUCAAAACUUGAAUGAUGCUGCUACAAUACCUUCUAGUCCCAGAUUGGCUUUUGAGGAAGAUGGUGCAGUGAAUUCAUUGACCAAACCUAUAGAUGCUUCAUCAGGUAAUCCCAGCUGACUUCCCUGUCUGUCUCUUCCCCUGGCUAGGCAGUUCACUUCCUUGCAUUUUGUUCUCCUUGCCUUAACUACAGCUUCUUAUUUUCAAGGCACUUUUUCCAAUGUGUAGACUUUGAGGGAAGGCUCUUUCUUUAGUACUUUUAACUUGAAUUCUGUCAAAAGGAGUCACCAACUGAUGCCUUUUUAGGGACUUGCUAAGGCCCAACAUUAAGGCUCUUCCAAAGACACCGCUGAGCCCUUGUGAAGUUCCAAACAGCAUUGAAGCUCAUAUAUUGUACUCCAAGGUUUUUCUAAGAUAUGUUAAAUGGCACAUGUUACUUUGCAAGAUACAGAACAGUUCAAAAGGUAUCUGAUGUAACUCUACACACCAGACCUUUCCACUCCUAGGCAUGUUUGAUGCUGACCUGCUUGGUCUUACAAGGUCUCUUCAGACUCUUAGCAGUGUAUUAGCUGUCCUCUCUACUUACUGUACAAUACUCUUUUACUUCACCAAGGCAAGUAACACCAACCUGAAAUUUCACAGGUGGUUGUGUUACAUUUUAGGAGGAGUAAUAAAGCUGUACACAAAAUAUUCUGAGUUUUCUGAAAGAGGCAGGGCUGCAUCUCAAGCCACAUGUACUUAAGAAGCCAAGCCCUGAUGCAGUACAGUGCAUAGAAGAGAUAUGUGUCAGAGAAGCUUCAGGAAGUCAGUUUGUGUAAGAAUGGACUUUCUGGUGUUGGAGGCAAACCCCAAAGGGCCAUUUUCACAGGAGAUCUCUUUCCUUGGGAUAAAUGACUGUGUGAUCAGUUGAAGUGAAUGCUAGUGGGAAAACAAGCCUUGCUAUCCACAUUUCCUUCCAGUGAUGUGUAGCACUUUCUUUGAUUAAAGUGUAGCACUUUUCUAGACUGAGCUGUAUCCUGAGUCUCUGAGUCUCCUCUGUCGCUCUGCGUCUUACGAAUUUCAGUUCCAUGGGCGCGCCCUGAUGGAGGCUUCCCUUGAGGCCACAACAGACUGGGCCAUGGGAAUAGACAGAUUUAUUGUGGUUCUGCUGAUCCCUUUCUGUUGUGAUCAGACUCAUUAACUUUUUAAUGAAGGAAGCGUGGCCUUUUAAUUUUGAGCUUGAAAAUUUUUAGACUUAAUACAGUUGAAGAAUUCUGUACAUAACUUUGAAAACUAAUUUUCCUGUAGAAAGAAAGAAAACCUACAGUGCUAGUUUGGACUGUAAGUGGCCAAGUGGUUCUGUGCUCACUCCUGGAUGUAGACUGGCAGUGAUGAUGGAUACAUGUGGCAUACAUGCAGUUACAAUGGUUAAAUGUUUUCUUCUCUUUGGACAGAACUGUGAACACUAGAGACCUGGAAAUAAUCUGAUUGCACUUCAGUAAUCCAGUGUUUUGUCAAGUACCGAAGGCCUUGUUUUGAAAAGCUGCUUGUUUACCUUUAUCCAUCUUCAAGUUUGCAAAAAAACACCAGGGGAGGGAUGAUAAACUAAUUUGCACCUUGAAACAUUUCAGGGAAACUGUUGUGCUAAUGUUCGUUUAGCUAUUGUUAGAUAAGGUUUCCUAGUUCAAUUAUUCCUUGUUUCCUCUUUACAGACUUUACAGUAACCUGAUUGAGUCUUUUUUUUUAAAUUUUCCUAUCAGUAUCAUGUAGAACAUGCCACUGGAGGCUCCCCACUUAGCCACAGACUUUGCAUAUUUCUAAAAUGAUCUUGAUAAAAUAAAAGACUCACUCAGUGUAUGUUAAAGCUGAACUCCCUUUUUAAUGUCUGGAAAAAUGUUGUUGCUUGUUGGUUCAUGUGCUAUUUAAAAAUGCAAAACUGAGUAUCUUCACUUCUGAAUGGAGAAGAAAAAUUCCUUGUUAUCUAAUAUGAAAAUUUUGGCAGUUUCAAAAUGGAAGUGUUCAUCACUAAUAUGUUUUAAUCUAUUGGCAAACAUCAAAACAUUUUUCAGCACGUGCUCUAAUAUAUUACAAAAAUGUUGAGUCCAUAGAUUUGUCUGUCCGUGCAGUUUAAGGUGUCAGGCUUUUAAAAAGUGUUUUCCUUUUGAAUUACUUAUUUAUCUACACUUACUGAAGUAUUAUUUUAUUGUGUACAUAACAGUAUUAGACCAUUGAAGUCACAUUUUGUUCAUGUUAAUUAUUCUAAGUGUUCCAGUUCCAGCUCUAUAUCAGCGGCUGCAAGCUGCAUAGAUAUUUCCCUUCCUUUAAAACCUGCAUUAAAUAAUCUAUUUAACCUGAACUUGCCUGCUUUUUUCAGCAUGAAGAGAUUAACGAAGCAUCUUCUGAAAAUUGCUACUAAAAGUAAUAAUGCAGCCUUGUUCUGAUGUCUCCUGUAACAGAUAGACUGGAUAGGUGAUUACUUUAAAGAGUAGCUGUCUCAAAACCUGCUACCAUUGGCUGAUCCCUCAAUUCCAGUGAUGCAUCCAAGAGCAGCUGUGUUUGCAGUGGGUUUGCUGGAACUACACCCGUUCUUUCCUCGACACCUCAUUGCGACAGGAGCCCUCAGCCUUCUCCCUCUUGCUGUUCAGAAAUACUGUAGAACUGUUUUAGACUUUAGAGCAGUGCCUUAGGUAAAAGGAGAACUGUAUUUUUGUAUGAUAGCUGUUUGUUCUGGCAGAGACAAUCAUUCUAACAAAGAUGCCGAUAUUUUUUUCUGUGCUGAGAUUUGUUGGAUGGUCUGAUCCAGCCCUGUGUAAAUACGUGCACACAGUUAAAUAAACUUUGCAGUUGAACAAUGCUU
Molecule: messenger RNA, 5077 nt
Organism: Cyanistes caeruleus (blue tit)
Lineage: Eukaryota; Metazoa; Chordata; Aves; Passeriformes; Paridae
Source: RefSeq, a predicted model, not a curated record